AUGUCUCCACCAUACGCACAUAUUUCCACGAAUCUCUACCUUGGUCGAGAUUCAAGCGCAGCAGCAUGGCGCGCGAUGAAGUUCGAGGGUAAAUGGAUGGUGGCAGCCGGUUCAGAGGUUAUGCCGCCGCAACUGUCGCCGUCCUCGUCGUCCUCGUCGUCGACGUCGACACUGUCCCCGUUGUCAAUACGUUCACAUGGCACACUCGACUCGUUAUUAUCGAAAGAAAAAGAAGAAGCCGUCAUUGCUGUUAGUUUUUCCUCCUGA
Necator americanus (New World hookworm) is the source of this 267-nucleotide messenger RNA. RefSeq lists its product as uncharacterized. The transcript has a single exon. The record is from RefSeq and is a predicted model, not a curated record. NCBI's taxonomy places the organism in Eukaryota, Metazoa, Nematoda, Chromadorea, Rhabditida, Ancylostomatidae. The coding region runs from base 1 to 267 and encodes 88 amino acids.